AUGUUGCUGCGGUACCCGGUGGCCAGAACGACGGCGUCGAUGUCCAUCAUCCGGCCGUCGGCGAGCUCGACCUUGGAGCGGAAGAACCUCCGCACCGCCGGAACGACGGCGACCUCGCCAGACCUGAUCUUCCCCACGGCGCCGAUGUCCAAAACGGGGGUCUUGCCGCCGGCGUACUUGAGCUCGAGGGGGCCCAUUGGGGGCCGCCGGAGGCCGAGCUUCUGCACGUUGCCCAGGACCAGCCACGACAGGAGCAGGAGGAUCCUGUCGACCAGCCGCAACGGAAGCCACUUCAUCAGGAACGCUGCCAGCUCGAACGUUGACUUCCCCAGAACUUCCCUUGGCAGGACGUGCACCUGUUCCACCAUUGACCCGUUAAUAUCCUCUGUUCUUGGUUGAGAAAUCGCAGAGGGAGAUUGGGGGGUUUCUGUGCUUACCGAGUCUCGGACAACCAUGGAAGGGAAGGCCGAGUGGUGGGCGAGGUCGAGGGAGAGCUCCAUGCCGGAGUUGCCGCAGCCGACCACGAGGACCUUCUUCCCCCGGUACUCCUUGCCGGACUUGUAG
Messenger RNA from Spirodela intermedia, 564 nucleotides. Lineage: Eukaryota; Viridiplantae; Streptophyta; Magnoliopsida; Alismatales; Araceae. The record is from the annotation of a GenBank genome assembly.